UGCGUCCUGCUCGCAGUUACGGGAGCGGAGUGUCAGACGGAGUGUGUCAGUGGGACCGGGGCACUGCGCGUCGGACAGCAGAAGCUGGAUAAAGCGCACCGGCUCUGCGCAUGUAUUUGCUAAUUUUUCUUCAAAGUGUUGAAUUCCGCUGCGCCUCUUAUCGGAUGCUGGAUGCAACACCUUUCCGUGUCAAGAAUACACGUCUGACGGACAAACCAUGGACAGUCUAGGGAGCCGUUGCAAGAUUGUGGUGGUCGGGGAUACGCAAUGUGGGAAAACUGCGCUCCUGCACGUUUUUGCCAAGGACUGCUACCCAGAGAACUAUGUGCCCACAGUGUUUGAAAACUACACAGCCAGUUUUGAAAUAGAGAAGCACCGGAUUGAACUGAAUAUGUGGGACACGUCAGGUUCUUCUUAUUACGAUAAUGUGAGGCCGUUGGCGUAUCCCGAUUCAGAUGCAGUGCUUAUCUGUUUCGACAUCAGCCGUCCAGAGACUUUGGACAGUGUCAUAAAGAAGUGGCAAGGAGAGACGCAAGAGUUUUGUCCAAAUGCCAAGGUGGUGCUGGUGGGCUGUAAGCUGGACAUGAGGACAGACGUCAACACCCUGAGGGAACUCUCCAAACAGCGCCUCAUCCCUGUCACCCACGAGCAGGGAAGCACGAUAGCUCGUCAGAUGGGAGCGGUGGCGUAUGUGGAGUGCACCUCCAAGGUUUCUGAAAACAGUGUUCGGGAUGUGUUCCACAUCACCACCUUGGCGUCAGUGCGACGGCCGCACAAGCCGCAGCUAAAACGCAGCAGCUCCCGCAGAGGCCUGAAACGAGUCUCGCAACUGCCCCUUCCACCUCUGCCGGGUCGGACUGAGCAAAUAGACCAGGCCCCGGCCAUGAGGAAGGACCGGGCCAAGAGCUGUGUGCUCAUGUAGAGACCUAUCAUUACAAAUAUAUAUAUAUAUGUAUAAACACAGAAAUAUAUAUAUGAAAGAGAAAGUCUAUUUAUUAUUUGAUGCUUUUUUUUUCUCGUAUUUUCCUUUUUUGCACUGCAGAGGAGUGAGAAAAAAGAAACACUGCACUGUGGAAACAAAUGCUUUGGAUUUCUUUCCUUUUUGUUGCGUGUGUGCAUACUUUAUAAGCUGUUUACAUAUUUGUCUUGUUUUGAAAUUAUGGCAAAUUGGACUAAGCCUCUGGACAUGAGGAAGCUGUGAUAGUGGAUGUGCUGUCUAGUCCCUGGAAUUAAAGUGGAAUUAAUUUCCUGAAACGGCUCUAAUAACAGGGAUGGCACGGCGGCGUAUUGACGGAGAGUGCGCGAGUGCGCGGAACCAUGUUGAAGCAGAAUGUCUGGAGAUGAAACAAAGGCAGUGUUGUCCAGCAGACAUGCGGAGUCGUUGUUUAACUUUUCUGCCUGACACUGCUUCCUGUUGCCAUGGAUGAGAAAAACCUGUAUGUACGGUAAUGCUGGAAAGGAAUUCUAGUGAAUGAUGGCAAAUUAAGAGCUUAAAAUUAGAUUUUUUUAAGACUGAGUGAAGAACCAUGAAGGUGUGUGCGAGCAUAACUACCACAAGUGCAUUUUAGAAGCAAAGUAUCUGAUUUUAUUUUGCUCAUUUAACAGCAUUUUCCUCGUCAGCUACAUUCAUGCCAAUUGGAUUCACUGUAAUGAAUGCUAUUGUUGCUACUUUAAAUAUGUUUCUUUGUGGAAGAUAAGUGGUAAAAUGUUAGGGCUAUUUUGUUGUACUUUGACUAAACUCUAAAAUAAAGCAAGAGCCUGCCUGUAUUGGGGAAAAUAUCA
Maylandia zebra (zebra mbuna) is the source of this 1782-nucleotide messenger RNA. RefSeq names its product Rho family GTPase 2 (gene rnd2). The record is from RefSeq and is a predicted model, not a curated record. Gene Ontology annotation, biological process: small GTPase-mediated signal transduction. Gene Ontology annotation, molecular function: GTP binding; GTPase activity. NCBI's taxonomy places the organism in Eukaryota, Metazoa, Chordata, Actinopteri, Cichliformes, Cichlidae.